Messenger RNA from Paraglomus occultum, 339 nucleotides. The record is from the annotation of a GenBank genome assembly. NCBI's taxonomy places the organism in Eukaryota, Fungi, Glomeromycota, Glomeromycetes, Paraglomerales, Paraglomeraceae.
AUGACGGGCAGCAUCGAUGUCAUUAUUCUUCGUAUCACCCUUACCAUCAACUUUGGCAACGUUAACAACCUGGAAAAAUUGGAAAAGACAGUGACGGUAUGUCAAGUAGGCCAUGCUCUGUGGACCAUCGUUCUUGUGCUCCAAAAGGGGUUCAUUAAAUAUGAACUUCUUAAAAAUAAACUUAAAGAGUCGAUGCUGUGUUCCUUCUUCCACAGGCCUAAUACGCCGGAGUCAAUCACGAAACUACAAAAUAAUCUGUUAGCUGGUGUUGGAGACAAUGAAGCAACGAAAUGGGUUUGUCGCAAGGCGAAGGCUCCUGGUUUGGUGGCCUUCGUGUAA